ACCGGAGAGAAACCAUUUACAUGCACUCAGUGUGGGAAGAGUUUUAACCAAUUAUCUCACCUUAAUUAUCACAUGAUGAUCCACACUGGAAAGAAACCAUUCGCAUGCACUCAGUGUGCGAAGAGUUUCAAGCAAUCAUCACACCUUAAUCUACACAUGAUGAUCCACACUGGAGAGAAACCCUUCACAUGCACUCAUUGUGGGAAAAGUUUUAACUGCUCAUCACACCUUAAUCAACACAUGAGGAUCCACACUGGAGAGAAACCAUACGCAUGCACUCAGUGUGGGAAGAGUUUCAACCAAUCAUCUCACCUUAAUUAUCACAUGAUGAUUCACACUGGAAAGAAACCAUUCACAUGCACUCAGUGUGCGAAGAGUUUCAACCAAUCAUCACACCUUAAUCAACACAUGAGGAUACACACUGGAGAGAAACCCUUCGCAUGCACUCAGUGUGGGAAGAGUUUUAACUGCUCAACAAACUUUGAUAACCACAUGAGGAUCCACACUGGAGAGAAACCAUUCACAUGCACUCAGUGUGGGAAGAGUUUCAGCCAAUUAUCCAACCUUAAUCUACACAUGAUGAUCCACACUGGAGAGAAACCAUACGCAUGCACUCAGUGUGGGAAGAGUUUUUACUGCUCAACAAACCUUAAUCACCAUAUGAGGAUCCACACUAGAGAGAAAUCAUUCACAUGCACUCAAUGUGGGGAGAGUUUCAGCAAAGCAUCAUCCCUUAAUAAACACGUUGAAGGAACUCAUGGGCAUAUUGCAGUGGUCAACACGAGUUGAAUCUGAAAUCUUGGGCAUCUGCAAAUUGUCUCAGUCAUUGAACUGGCUUAAGGGCUUAAACCAUCACGAUAACAAAGCACCAAUUGAUUUUGGGUUAUUCUGACCAAUACUCUGGCUGCAGAUGUUCCAGGUACCCUUCAGCAAAAUUAGUAAAUGAUUUAAACUAAACAAAGGGGCUUUACGGGA
This is a messenger RNA of Danio rerio (zebrafish), 975 nucleotides long. The record is from RefSeq and is a predicted model, not a curated record. NCBI's taxonomy places the organism in Eukaryota, Metazoa, Chordata, Actinopteri, Cypriniformes, Danionidae.